Messenger RNA from Calliphora vicina (urban bluebottle blowfly), 640 nucleotides. RefSeq names its product anaphase-promoting complex subunit 10 (gene APC10). The annotation marks the transcript as partial. Gene Ontology annotation, cellular component: anaphase-promoting complex. Lineage: Eukaryota; Metazoa; Arthropoda; Insecta; Diptera; Calliphoridae. The record is from RefSeq and is a predicted model, not a curated record. Gene Ontology annotation, biological process: anaphase-promoting complex-dependent catabolic process; protein K11-linked ubiquitination. The transcript has a single exon.
UUCAAAGUGGAGGGCAAUAAUGAAGAACAGGAAAAAAGCGAAACAAAAGAGGACCCUCUAGAUGAAGAACGUCAAGGUCUGGUAAGGGAAGUGGGCAAUUUGGCUGUUUGGAGUUUGUCAUCGUGCAAACCUGGUUUUGGUGUCGAGCGUUUACGUGACAAUAUUAUGGAUACAUAUUGGCAAUCGGAUGGUCAACUGCCGCAUUUAGUCAACAUACAAUUUCAUAGCAAAACAAAAAUUAGCCAAAUUUACAUAUACACCGACUAUAAGUUAGACGAAAGUUAUACACCAUCCCGCAUUUCCAUAAGAGCUGGAUCUAACUUUAAUGAUUUACAAGAAUUACAAAUUGUAGAUCUAAAUGAGCCAACCGGGUGGGUAGCCGUACCAAUAAAAGAUGGAAGCGUUAAAUGUAUACGAACAUUUAUGCUGCAAAUAGCUGUUAUAUCAAAUCACCAAAAUGGACGCGAUACCCACAUGCGUCAAAUACGCAUCCAUGCACCAGUUGAGGAUCGUCAUUAUCCCUUAGAACUGUUUGGAAAAUUUAGUACUGUUAAUUUUCAAAAAUUUGCUACUCUGCGGUAAAUGCAUAAUGAUUUUUUUUUAAUUUUUAUUAAAUAUAAAUAAAAACAAUCCAAAAAAA